AUGGGGACGCUACUAGAGACCCCCGCUGCGGCGGGAGGCCCCAAGUUCAGCGAUAUUACCUUCGACCUGUCAGAGCCGUCGUUCCAAUCAGAUCAUUUCCGGAUGUAUGACUUCAAGGUCAAGCGGUGCCCCAGGGCGCGGCCACACGACUGGACAGCCUGCCCGUUUGCGCACCCGGGCGAGAAGGCGAAGCGGAGGGACCCUCGCCGCUACCGGUACAGCGGUACAGCCUGCCCUGACUUCCGAAAGACGGGAGUGUGCCGCCGCGGCGACGCCUGCCCUUACUCGCACGGCGUGUUUGAGUGCUGGCUGCACCCCAGCCGCUACAGGACGCAGAUGUGCACCGACGGCCCCAGCUGCCGCCGCCGCGUCUGCUUCUUUGCGCACUUUGAGCACGAGCUGCGGCGGGCGGAGGAGUACCCUCCGCUGCUCAACCAGCAGCUGCACGCGGGCCUGGUGGCGGACGCGCGCGCGCUGCAGCAGCAGCAGCUGGCGCAGGCGCUGAGCGGCAUCCUGGGCAGCUCGGCGCCCGCGCUGCCUGGCGGCAGCCCCGCGGGGCUGGAGCCUCUCAUGAGCGUGCAGCUUCUCAAGACGCUGUCGCAGCAGACGCCCGCCAGCCUGAUCCCGGGGGACAGCGCGCCUGCCACCCCCACUGGCCUGUCUGGGCUGAGCCCCACCACCACGCUGGGCGGUGGCGUGCAGGACAGCUCCAGCCUGCUGCUCCAGCUGCAGCUCAUGCAGCAGCAGCAGCAGCAGCAGCACGGCGGCGGCCAGCUGGGCGGCGCGCUGGCCGCCACGCUGAGCGACGCGUCGCAGCACAGCGGCAGCUCGCCGGGCGGGUCGCCCCGCAUCAUGCAACACCCGGCCGACGUGCGGACCCCAAGCGCCAUCGAUGCCGCCCGCCAGGGCUCCCCGCCUGCCAUGGUGGCAGCCGAGGAGGCCAGCCAGCUGGCCCGCUACAUCCAGCAGCAGCAGCAGCAGCAGCAGCAGCAGCAGCAAGCUGCGGCGGCGGCCGCCGCCGCCGGCAGCAUCGACCCCGCCCUGCUGGCCGCGCUGCAAAACCUGGGGCUGGGCGGGACGCAGGAGGCUCUGGAGGCCGCUGGGCUGGGGCUGGGGCUGGCCUCCGCCCGACGCUCCAUCGACAACGGCGCGCUGUCCCGCAGCGGUACCGCCGACAACUACCUGGCAGCCGCCGCCGCGGCGCUGGCCUCCGGCAACGCGGUGGGCAGCCUGGGCGGCGGCGCGGCCCCCUCUGCGCCCCCCGCCGCCUCCCCGCUCCUCGGCCCCGCCGGCGGCAGCAGCCUGCCCUCCCGCAACUACAUGGCUGCGGCGGCGGCGCUGCAGGGCGCGGCUCUGGCGCGCGGCGCCUCGGGCGGCCAGCCGGGGCUGGAUGAGGACCGCACGCUGUCGCUUGACCACAUCCUGGCUGAGCUCCCGCGCUCGGCCUCCCAGGUCAACCUGCCCCCCCAGUGA
Chlorella variabilis is the source of this 1473-nucleotide messenger RNA. RefSeq lists its product as hypothetical. The transcript is spliced from 9 exons. The record is from RefSeq and is a predicted model, not a curated record. Lineage: Eukaryota; Viridiplantae; Chlorophyta; Trebouxiophyceae; Chlorellales; Chlorellaceae. Gene Ontology annotation, molecular function: metal ion binding. Bases 1 to 1473 code for a protein of 490 amino acids.